ACUAUUACGGACUUGGCGACACAUAAGUAUUUUCUUCAUUGUUUAACAUAUCCUAUUACUAAAAGUCAUUUCCUCUUAUCCUUCUAAGGAGAACGACAGCCCUGGGAAGACUCAGGAAACACAGCUUCUCAGAAAGAAGCUUUAGAUUUGUAAUUACAAAGUCUGUUCUGCAACACCCACCUCUGCCAAAGCUCAUCUGAAUCUUCUAAUGGAUCCUCUCCUGCAGUACCUCUUUAGCAUAUGUUGCACCCUUUUUGCCCUUUUCAGUUGCAUAUACUUUUAUCAGUCUUCAAAGAAACCAAGCAGAAGCUGUAGUGCUCCACAAGCCGGUGGUGCUUUACCUAUCAUUGGUCACAUGCACCUCUUUGGUGGUCAGCAGCUCACACACAAAACCUUAGGUGGCAUGGCUGACAAAUACGGACCUGUCUUCUCCUUAAGGCUAGGAUCACACGAAGUGUUGGUUUUAAAUAGUUGGGAAAUGGCCAAAGAAUGUUUCACUGUCCAUGAUAAAGUUUUCUCCACUAGACCAAGCAUUACUGCUUCAAAGAUUCUAGGCUAUGAUUUUGCUAUGUUCGGGUUUGCUCCUUAUGGACCUUAUUGGCGUGAGAUUCGCAAGAUAACUACGAUUGAGCUUCUAUCUAACCACCGGAUUGAUAUGCUCAAACAUAUACGAGUUUCAGAGGUAAAGAGUGCAAUAAGAGAAUUGUACAAGUCAUGGCUUAGCAAAGGUAACGGAGGAAGUGGACUAUCCGUGGAUAUGAAGCAGUGGUUUGGGGAUCUAACUCAUAAUAUUGCUUUGAGAAUGGUUGGGGGGAAAAGAUACUUCGGACCAAACGCUGAUUGUGAGGAAGCUGAAGCACGAAGAUGCAAGACGGUAAUGAGAGAUUUUGUUCAUCUGUUCGGAGUGUUCGUGUUGUCUGAUGCAAUACCAUUUCUUAGAUGGUUGGAUUUCCUAGGAUAUGAGAAAGCCAUGAAAAGAACAGCAAAAGAAUUGGACAGUAUUGUAGGAGGGUGGCUGGAGGAGCAUAAACAAAAGAGGCUCAUGGGUGGAGGGGUGAUAAAAGAGCAGGAUUUCAUGGAUGUGAUGCUCAACAUCCUGGAAGACGCCAACAUUACUUGUUACGACGCCGACACAAUCAACAAGGCUACUUGCUUGAAUUUAGUCUUAGCAGGGAGUGACACAACCAUGGUCACUCUCACUUGGGCCUUGUCUUUGCUAUUAAAUAAUCCGCACGUGCUAAAAAGGGCCCAGGAUGAGCUAGACAUGCACGUCGGCAAGCACAGACUGUUGGAAGAAUCUGAUGUUAGAAACAUGGUCUACCUUCAAGCCAUUGUCAAGGAAACAUUGCGCUUAUACCCACCAGAGCCAGUCAUUAGCCUUCGGGCUGCAUCGGAAGAUUGCAAUCUCUCAACAGGCUACCGCAUUCCAUCUGGUACACAACUGAUGGUAAAUGCCUGGAAGAUUCAACGUGAUGAGCGCGUAUGGCCAGAACCCCAUGAUUUUCAGCCUGAGAGAUUUUUGACCACCAAUAAGGAUAUGGAUUUUCAAGGCCAAACUUUUGAACUCAUCCCAUUUGGCUCAGGACGAAGAUCGUGCCCUGGGGUGUCAUUAGCCCUCAAGAUGCUGCACUUUAUCUUGGGCAGCUUCUUGCACAGUUUCAAAGUUGUGACGCUAUCAGAGCUCGAAGAUGUAGAUAUGACAGAAAGCCCUGGGUUAACAAAUCCGAAAGCAACACCUCUUGAGGUUCUCAUCACUCCACGCCUUGAUUCCAAGCUUUACGUGUGAUAGGCAAAGAAUUCAUAUAUUUAGCUGAAAGAAAAAAGUAUACACUGUGCGACUACUAUGGUGAAAUAGAUGCAUGUUUCAAGCAUCUUGUAGACCUGCACUCUGUUAUUAUUGUUAUGUACUUAUGGCUUUCCCA
Molecule: messenger RNA, 1922 nt
Organism: Gossypium raimondii (Peruvian cotton)
Lineage: Eukaryota; Viridiplantae; Streptophyta; Magnoliopsida; Malvales; Malvaceae
Product: cytochrome P450 CYP82D47
Exons: 2
Coding region: 209-1786 (525 amino acids)
Biological process (GO): defense response to other organism
Molecular function (GO): iron ion binding; heme binding; monooxygenase activity
Source: RefSeq, a predicted model, not a curated record